UCAAGUGUGCCAACUGUCGUAAAAGCACAUGGAAGAAGGACAAAGAAGUGAAGGCGGACGCUAAUAAGUUAGUGUUGUUAUUUGUUCGCUAUGAUGUAAAUAUUUAUGUCGUAAAGAGACAUAUUUAAUUAUUUAUUUCAGGGUAGAACGUCUCAGUCUGCGAAAAUCUUUUCGUUGCUUUGCUAGUCAGGACUAUAAAGCUGAGAAGCGUCACGUGCUAGUUAGCUUAGCUUGUUAGCUUAGCGUGUUAGCUGCUAACAAAGAAACGCAGACGUAAUCAACACUUCGCUAAGUAGAAAUCAAAUGUGAGUGUAAAGUGUUGUGAUUGUGUGAAAAUGUGCGAAAGAACGGGAGCAAAGUGUGAGGAGGAACUUUCUAAAAGAAAAGAGGAGGACAAUCAACUACUGGACGCUGUUUUCAAGAAACAUCAAGUUGUGUUACACAUAAAAGACGUCCAGCAGGUGUCAGCAGAGAGUCAAGAAGAGAUUCCCUCUAAGCAGCAGGAGUGGAGCUCCAGUGUGGGACAAAAGGAGCUACAGGCCCCCUCUCACAUUAAAGAGGAAGAGGAAGAACUGUGGGAGCAGCUUCAAAGGUUGGUGGAGGAUAAUGAUGAAGAUGAAGCUCAGUCCUUACAGCUUCAUCACAGUCAAAGUGAGGAGAACAGAGGGGCGGAGCUUGUAAGUCAACACAUCACAGAAGCUGAUGGAGAGCAUUGUGAAGAUAUAAAGUCAGAACCAGACAGCAUCUUUGCUCCACUGUCAGACAUGGACCACAUGAUGUCACACUCUUCUGAUCACAGUGACCACAUCCAAAAACCUUUGGAGAGUAAAAAUUACUUUAAAGGUGAUACGAGACAUCACACUAACAACAAACACUUUGACUGCUCUGAAUGUGGGAAAUCAUUUAGACUGAAGACUGAUUUUACAAGACACAUGAGAAUACAUACUGGAGAGAAACCUUUUACUUGCUCUGUUUGUAAAAAAAGUUUCUCCACAAAGCAACACAUGACCACACACAUGAGAACACACACUGGAGAGAAACCUUUUACUUGCUCUGUUUGUAAGAAGAGUUUCUCCAUUAAGCCUGCCAUGACCAGACACAUGAGAACACACACUGGAGAGAAACCGUUUACUUGCUCUGUUUGUAAGAAGAGUUUCUCCAGAAAGUAUAACAUGUCCUCACACAUGAGAACACAUACUGGAGAGAAACUUUUGUCUUGCUCUGUUUGUAAGAAGCGUUUCUCCACAACGCAACAUAUGAUCACACACAUGAUCACACACAUGAGAACACAUACUGGAGAGAAACCUUUUACUUGCUCUGUUUGUAAGAAGUGUUUCUCCAGAAAGCCUGACACCUCCACACACAUGAGAACACACACUGGAGAGAAACCUUUUACUUGCUCUGUUUGUAAGAAGAGUUUCUCCACAAAGUCUAACAUGUCCUCACACAUGAGAACACAUACUGGAGGGAAACCUUUUACUUGCCCUGUUUGUAAGAAGCAUUUCUCCACAAAUCUUGUCAUGACCAGACACAUGAGAACACACACUGGAGAGAAACCAUUUAGUUGCACUGUGUGUGAUAAGAUGUUCUGGCAUAAGUGUCAGGACAGUAAACACAAGUGUGUAACAGUCAUGGAAGCUGCAGGGAUUUAAAAACACUUAGUGAUUGUGCUAAAUGUACUUUAAAAACACAGCAUGUUUAAUAUGAAUGUAUAUUUGAUGUUGUAUGUAGUGCCUCUCAUCUUCUACUGUUAAAUUUAAAGGCCUACUGAAAGCCAUUACUACCGACCACACAGUCUGAUAGUUUACAUAUCAAUGAUGAAAUAUUAACAUUGCAACACAUGCCAAUACGGCCUUUUUAGUUUACUAAAUUGCAAUUUUAAAGGGGAACAUUAUCACCAGACAUAUGUAAGAGUCAAUAUAUACCUUGAUAUUGCAGAAAAAAGCCCAUAUGUUUUUUUAACGGAUUUCCGAACUCUAAAAGGGUGAAUUUGGCGAUUUAAACGCCUUUCAAUUGUUCGCUGUCGGAGCAAUGACCUUUCACCUGUGACGUUACAACGGGAAGCAAUCCACUAUUUUCUCAAACACAUUACACACACAAGUCAAAUCAGCUCUGUUAUUUUUUGUUUUUACUACUGUUUUCCGUCCCUUGGAGACAUCAUGCCUCGUCGGUGUGUUGUCGGAGGUGUAACAACACGAUCAGGGACGGAUUCAAGGUGACUUACGUGGCGUGUGCAUCGAUUAGCAUGGCAUGCUAAUCGAUGCUAACAUGCUAUUUAGGCUAGCUGUAUGUACAUAUUGCAUCGUUAUGCCUCAUUUGUAACUAUAUUUGCAUCCAGCCUUUCCCUCCACCCACAUUUAAUGUCAAACAAACACAUACCAAUUGACGGAUUCAAGUACACCAAAGGUCAAAAGAUGCGAAAGUCCCUUGUUUGUUCUGCACAUUUUACCGACGACAGCUAUGCUACGACAGAUGGCACAGAGAUGUGUGGAUAUCCUGCGACACUCAAAGUAGAUGCAUUUCCAACGAUAAAGUCUACGAAAUCCCAAAGGUGAGUUUUGUUGAUGUUAUUGACUUAUGUGCUAAUCAGACAUAUUUGGUCACGGCAUGACUGCCAGCUAAUUGAUGCUAACAUGCUAUUUAGGCUAGCUGUAUGUACAUUUGUAGCUAUAUUUGCCUCCAGCCUUUCCCUCCACCCACAUUUAAUGCCAAACAAACACUUACCAAUCGACGGAUUUAAGUUGCUCCAGUGGUCAAAAGAUGCAAUCUUUGGUUAGAAGGCGAUCGCCGAAUAGCUUCAAUAGCUAUUCACUCAAAAGCUUCAGUUUCUUCUUCAAUUUUGUUUUCGCUAUCUGCCUCCACACUCCAACCCUCCGUUUCAAUACAUACGUAAUCUGUUGAAUCGCUUAAGCCGCUGAAAUCCGAAUCUGAAUCUGAGCUAAUGUCGCUAUAUCUUGCUGGUCUAUCCGCCAAGUUUGAUUGUAUUGGCAUCACUAUGUGACGUCACAGGAAAAUGGACGGUGGAUUUACAGAUAGCGAAAAUCAGGCACUUUUAAGCCUUUUUUCGGGACAUUCCAUGAUUGGUAAAAUUUUGAAAAAAACUUAGAAAAAUAAAAUAAGCCACUGGGAACUGAUUUUUGUUGGUUUUAACUCUUCUGAAAUUGUGAUAAUGUUACCCUUUUAUAUGAAUGUAUAUUUGAUGUUGUAUGUAGUGCUUCUCAUCUUCUACUGUUAUAUGUUGUCCUGGAGUUUUUAAGUUGUGUGCAUGUAUUGAAUAUCAUGUAUGUAGCUACUAAUUUAUUUGAUUUUCUCAUUGUUAAAGAGAGGACAUCUUUAUUUUCACUUGGGGUUUUUUUUCACACAUUUUCUUCCUAUGUAUUUUUAUUGAUGUUAUUAUCCAAUUAAAAGUAUGAAUGAAUAAAAUAUUUAACAAAA
Molecule: messenger RNA, 3435 nt
Organism: Nerophis ophidion (straightnose pipefish)
Lineage: Eukaryota; Metazoa; Chordata; Actinopteri; Syngnathiformes; Syngnathidae
Product: gastrula zinc finger protein XlCGF57.1-like
Exons: 2
Coding region: 336-1652 (438 amino acids)
Biological process (GO): regulation of DNA-templated transcription
Molecular function (GO): DNA-binding transcription factor activity, RNA polymerase II-specific; RNA polymerase II cis-regulatory region sequence-specific DNA binding
Source: RefSeq, a predicted model, not a curated record